This is a messenger RNA of Medioppia subpectinata, 271 nucleotides long. Lineage: Eukaryota; Metazoa; Arthropoda; Arachnida; Sarcoptiformes; Oppiidae. The record is from the annotation of a GenBank genome assembly.
UUACGGAAUAUUCCUCUCCAUUGGCAUCGGUAUCGCUAGAGAAUCGGCGAAUCUAAUGGUCGGACAGUAUUUCAAGCGAAAACGCUAUUUCGUUGAGAUCUUUAUUCAAAGCUCUUUAGGCAUAGGAAUUGCUGUUAUGUCUCCGUUUCUGAGUUGGAAAUGUUUAAGCAUUGGAGGGCUGGCCUACAAUUAAUAACCUGCACACUGUUUGCCACAUUCUUGAUCGCAGUGCUGUACAGACCGGCCUCUCUAUAUCACCCCCAAAGACGGG